AUGAUUGACACACAGGUGCUGCUUGACAAGCAUGGCCCGCGUGGCCAGCGCGGUGCCAUCGUGCUGGAGGUGGCGGCACACGACGGCUUCGGCAACGUGACGGAGGCAGGGCUGUCCCAAGCCGUGGACCACGUGCACUGGGUGGGAAGGGCGUGGCACUGCCUGGUGGUGGUGGUGGUGAGUGAUGACCCAGCCUUCCUCGCCGCCUUCGCCCACCUGUCACUCAGGCGUCACGCCCUCAGGUGGUCCACGAGGAUCCUUGUCCUCACUCGCCUUCCUCUUAGCCAUCUUGGCGGCCUGCACGGCUUUCUCUCCACCAGGAACGCCAUGCUGCUCCUCGUCUCAGACGUCGAUGAAGUCAUGAGGUUCAUUCUUAUUCACACAUUCCGCCGUAAAUCAUGGAAAAGCAUCGCCAAUGUAAUUCUUGCUGACAGAGUUGGCAUGUUCAUGAUGAUGCCUUACUCUGCGCCGGACACGCGCCCCUUCAGAGUAGCCUCAUGGGACAGUCGGAAAGGUCUCGUCCUCCUCUCGCCUCUGCCUCUCUUCCCUGAGAAGUACAAAACUCUAGUCUGUUCACAGUUGUUUUGCUUGACUCUCCUUUCAUUGGACCUGCACAGAUUCAGUCACGGGCCGGAGCUCCUGCUGGCGAUCCAGGUCAUCCCUCACCACACGAUGCGGUGGGAGGCAGACUCGAGUGUUCCCGAGGGGCGGCAACUCGUGGUUAAGGGAGCCUUAGACAACAUUGCUCGAUAUUUUUCAAGAGCUCUCAACUUUACGAUCAGGUACACGUUGGCCUCUGGAAGGAGCUUUGGCACCAAGCUUCCCAAUGGCUCGUGGAGCGGCAUGAUGGGCCUUGUGGCGAGGGAGGAAGUGGACCUUGGCGCCGCUCCCAUUGCCAUAUCUCAAACCCGAGCAGAAGCUGUGGACUUCACAAUGCCCCUCUGGACUGGAAGAGUGAGGAUUGUUAGUGGCCGUGGAGAGUUAGAGACAGACCCGUGGGGUUUCCUGCUCCCCCUCACACCCCUGGUGUGGUCAGCCACGCUCAUCUCACUGGCAGUUGUGUGCGCUGCUCUGCUGCUGCCUUCCUCUUUUCUGCCCGGCAGAGUGAUGAGCCGAGCCGACUUCCGCUCUGUGCGCGUCCUUCUGCAGCAAGGUGAGGCCUCAGGCACCAUGCUGGGCCCUCCUGCCGGGGAAUGUCUUGCGUCUUGA
Portunus trituberculatus (swimming crab) is the source of this 1209-nucleotide messenger RNA. RefSeq lists its product as uncharacterized. Gene Ontology annotation, molecular function: glutamate-gated receptor activity. The coding region runs from base 1 to 1209 and encodes 402 amino acids. The transcript has 7 exons. The record is from RefSeq and is a predicted model, not a curated record. Lineage: Eukaryota; Metazoa; Arthropoda; Malacostraca; Decapoda; Portunidae. Gene Ontology annotation, cellular component: membrane.